AGUAGUGGCCCCCUUACGGACGCCUGGAGGUCCGGGACCACGAUUUGAGAACCUUAACAGCCUGUCCUCCCUUCACCUCCUCAGUAGUGAUCACAGCCUCGCUUGGAGGGGGAGGAGCAGGCUGGGAGGCUCCGCUCUGCUCCCAUGUUGGUGUUUGUUGUUUGCGAGGGUGGCAGCACUGUGUGUGGAGACACAAUGUGAACGGAGGGUUGUCGACUGGCCUGCCUCCACGCUUCUUGGGCAAUGCUGCAACUUUUUCCGAAUACGCGGCUGAAUGGUGAAUAUAUGUGGUGAUUAUCGGCCGUGUGUUGCUGUGAAACACUUGGACAUAUGGCUAUAAGGUCCUGCUUGGUUCGUGUUGUGCGCAAAGACUCGUAGUGUCUGAGCGACCAGGCAGGAUGCUGGAGCUCGUCUGAGAGCUCGUGCGGUCUUUCUCUGGAUUUUUUUACGAAGUUCUUCAACGGCGACUCAUUUUUUGUACCCAUAAACUUCUAAAAAUGUUGUUAUUUGCUUUGUCCUCGGCUCGUAACAAACCUGGAUAACGAAGGGAGUCGCUACGUGACAACACCCCAGCACGACGACCAGCGUUACUUUCCUUCGAGGCGCAUCUGCCCCGGGAUUUAUUCAGCUGUGGAGAUUUGAAUCCGCAAUUGAUGCAUCUCGGGGUGUCUGAGUCCAUGAGAGAGUGCGAGUACAGCCAAAUAAGCACUCGCAGCUCCACACCAAUGGAGACCCCUUACAAGAAAAGGACCCCAAAGAGGAGGAAGUGGGAGAACUUCAAAGGUCGGAAUAAAUUCUACUGCAGUGGGAGGAUUAUGAUGGCCAAGCAGACAGGGGUCUUCUACCUAACCCUUGUUCUCAUCCUUGUGACAUGUGGACUUUUCUUCACCUUUGAUUGUCCCUUCCUGGCACUGCAGUUGACCCCAGUCAUCCCAGUCAUAGGAGGUGUGCUGUUUCUGUUUGUAUUGGGGACACUCCUGAGAACCAGCUUCAGUGACCCAGGGGUGCUGCCCAGGGCCACAGCAGAUGAAGCAGCUGACCUGGAGAGACAAAUAGAUGUGGCUAAUGGGAGUACAGGCUACAGGCCUCCUCCCAGGACCAAGGAGGUUGUCAUCAACGGCCAGACAGUCAAGCUGAAGUAUUGCUUCACCUGCAAGAUCUUCAGACCACCACGUGCCUCCCACUGCAGCCUCUGUGACAACUGUGUGGAGCGUUUUGACCACCACUGUCCCUGGGUGGGGAACUGUGUGGGAAGGAGGAACUACCGUUUCUUCUACAUGUUUAUCCUCUCGCUCUCCUUCCUCACCAUCUUCAUCUUCUCCUUUGUCAUCACACACAUCAUUUUACGCUCCCAUCGAAGCGGGUUUCUCAACGCACUUAAAGAUAGUCCUGCCAGUGUGCUGGAGGUGGUGGUGUGUUUCUUCUCUGUCUGGUCCAUAGUGGGCCUCUCAGGCUUCCAUACCUACCUGAUCAGCUCCAACCAGACCACCAAUGAAGAUAUAAAAGGUUCAUGGUCUUCUAAAAGAGGGAAGGACAACUAUAACCCCUACAGCCAUGGCAAUAUAUUCACCAACUGCUGUGCAGCACUGUGUGGACCUUUGCCACCGAGCCUCAUUGACAGACGGGGCUUUAUCCAAUCAGACACGCCACAGCUGGCACCACCAACCAAUGGCAUCACUAUGUAUGGCGCCACCCAGUCUCAGCAGAGCCACAUGGCCGCCACACCUCUCCUCCAGCAGCAGAGCAGCGAUCCAGUCAUCCUGACCGCCUCCCCUGAAAACGGAGGCGCUCUACCUGGCCGCACCUCCCUCGGCCUGGGCGGCCCGUGCACCUCACUCCCCCUGGGCCAGCCCACCCCUCCGACGUCCACCCCCAGCCUCAGCUGCCACGAGUCCACGGACAUGCUGCCAAUCCACGGACACAGCCACACACACAACCACAGCCACCCUCACCAAGAGCCGAUGGCUCACCACUGCUUUCUCACACCAGAGGAGGUGCCCUCGCCGCCAGGUAUGCUUCCCUGCGGCAGCCCCAUGGGUCACAGCCACACGAUGCAGGCCGGCUUCUACAACCCAGCCAGCCAGGACUCACUACACGAGGACUCUGUCAGAGGAUUGGUAAAGCUCAGCUCUGUCUGACAAUGGGAUGUAUACCCCCUCCCACCUGAAAACAUGCCCCCAACCCAUGAAACUCUCCUGUGGCACGUUUGGAGCAGCUCGCUCUCACCCUGAACUAGUUUUCCUUUCUCUCCCCAGCAGGACUUGAGAACUGAAAAAGACUGUGGUUUAAAUUCAGCUGCUAGAAAUUGUGGAAUUUAACUGAACCGAAGUGAAACCAGUUGUCCUCAGCCAAUGUCUUGCCAAACCUCUUCGCUGGAGCAGGGAGAGAUGUUUUCUAGUGUGGUGUCCUGUAUGACACAACAAGACUUUUUUUAUUUUUACUUCAAGGGAAGCAUAUUCCAUUGGCUCCUGCACAGGGGAGUUUCUUCUUCAAAGUGGCGUAUGUCUGUGAGCCAUGUCGAGCAAAAAAAGUAAAUGACAUUUUUGGUCAAAAUGAUGAAUUCCUGUGAAUGGAUCACAGCUUUGACAGUUUUCUUUGGUAAAACAAACUUUAGCCUAUUUGCCUGUUGCUGAUUGGACAGUGUCUUUUGCCUUUUUUUUUUUUUCUUGGACAUUCUCAGCAGUGCAAUGGUUGAUGUCAUCAUGUUGCAUAUCAUCCUGCUUUUUCUAUGUAAAAGAAAUAAGAGACUGUUGUACUGUACCAUGGUUAUUACAAAUCUUACAAAUUAUUAUAUUUCCUGUGGAUAUCAAUAAAGCGCCAACUUUUUAUCAGA
Molecule: messenger RNA, 2833 nt
Organism: Cottoperca gobio
Lineage: Eukaryota; Metazoa; Chordata; Actinopteri; Perciformes; Bovichtidae
Gene: zdhhc14
Product: zDHHC palmitoyltransferase 14
Exons: 10
Coding region: 654-2138 (494 amino acids)
Biological process (GO): protein targeting to membrane; peptidyl-L-cysteine S-palmitoylation
Cellular component (GO): Golgi apparatus; endoplasmic reticulum
Molecular function (GO): protein-cysteine S-palmitoyltransferase activity
Source: RefSeq, a predicted model, not a curated record